This is a messenger RNA of Daucus carota subsp. sativus, 924 nucleotides long. RefSeq lists its product as uncharacterized. Gene Ontology annotation, molecular function: DNA helicase activity. The record is from RefSeq and is a predicted model, not a curated record. Lineage: Eukaryota; Viridiplantae; Streptophyta; Magnoliopsida; Apiales; Apiaceae. The coding region runs from base 1 to 924 and encodes 307 amino acids. Gene Ontology annotation, biological process: telomere maintenance; DNA repair. The transcript has 5 exons.
AUGUCCGAUGAUAUUCUUUACUCAAGGCGUCAGAUGGCAAAUAAUAUGAACCUACAAUUAGAUAAGGCUGAGAUAUAUAGCCUUACGUUAACAGAGAUUGAGAAACUACUCAACGAUGUUGGAAAGAGUUUGAGAGACUUUUCCACACUUCUCUAUCUAGAUGAGAGAGCGUUCAUCAGAAAAGAGGAGGUGUAUUCUUCAUGUAUGGAUGUGGAGGAUGUGGGACUAAUUGUCCUGCCCGUGGCAUCAUCGGGUAUUGCUGCUACAUUGUUGCCUGGUGGGAGAACAGCUCAUUCGAGAUUCCAUAUAACCUUGAAGAUUGACCGUCAUUCCAUAGCCGGUAUCAAGCACGGGUCUCCACUUGCUGAAUUGAUCAAGCAAACAAGUUUGAUUAUAUGGGAUGAAGCGUCAAUGCAACACCGCCAUGCUUUUGAAUCUGUUGAUCGCAGUCUAAGAGACGUCAUGUCUUCGUUAUAUCCUUCGAGGGCUGGCAUCUCUUUCGGAGGUAUAUCUAUUAUGUUUGGCGGUGAUUACAGGAAGAUUCUUCCAGAACGUGCUGAAGUUUUUUUACUCAAGAAGAAUAUGCGGCUUUCACUUGGUAAAACUGCUCGGGAGAAGAAGGAGAUCGCUGAUUUCAGCCAGUGGGUUCUUGAUGUUAGAAAUGGUCGUCUACCGAUUGUGCAUCCAGACAAUACCAUUAAUGAUCCCGACGUUGUCAUACCGGAUAAAUUUCUUAUUCAUUCUUAUGGACAACUGAUCAAGGAUAUUGUGGAUGUUAUUUAUCCGAAUAUUUCUUCAAACAUCUCAAAUACUGAGUUUCUGAAGCAAAGAUCAAUCUUGACUCCAACCAAUGCCAUUGUCAAUGACGUCAAUUCAUACAUACUUGAUCAGUUACUUGGAGUCGUCCACGCUUAUUUCAGCUAG